AAGCACUUGCUCAUUUGCAUCUCAGCAAACAGCGGCAUCGGUUUUGAGCUGGCAGCUCAACUCCUUGCCGAUCCCUCGAAUAUCGUUCUUCUCUGCAGCCGAUCUGUAGAGAAGGGCGAGGCUGCGGUGAAGGAUCUGGAGUCACGCAGCCUUCCCGGUUCGGUGGAGCUACUCCAACUCGACGUAUCGGAAGAGGAAUCGAUCAAUCUGGCAGUCAAAGAGGUAGAGAGAAGACACGGACGACUCGACGCUCUCGUCAAUAACGCAGGUAUUCCAUCGCCACGAGGCGUAACGCUACUUCAAGCGCUACAGACUGCAUUUCAAGUGAAUGCGUCGGGACCGGCAGCCAUGGUGGAGGCGUUCGCUCCUUUGCUUAAAAAGUCCACUGGUACGCCGCGCAUUGUGAAUGUCACCUCUGGCGCCGGGUCGAUCACGCUGCGGCUCGAUGCCACGACCCCAACAUACUCACAGAAGACGGUACCAUAUCGCGCAAGCAAAUCGGCCUUGAACAUGAUCACUGCUUGUCAAUCCGUUGAGUAUGGCCCCUUGGGUUGGAAGGUAUUCCUUUACUGCCCUGGUUUCACCCAAUCGAAUCUCAGCUCGUUGAACAAGGCGGAGAAUGGUGCAAAGCCCACAAGUGAGGGAGCUCGUCCAAUUGUUGCGAUUCUUCGUGGCGACAGAGAUGCUGAGCAUGGAGGAUACUUAAAAGACAAGGGUCAGUGGCCGUGGUAG
Messenger RNA from Cryphonectria parasitica EP155, 732 nucleotides. Its product is annotated as putative short-chain dehydrogenase. Lineage: Eukaryota; Fungi; Ascomycota; Sordariomycetes; Diaporthales; Cryphonectriaceae. The transcript has 2 exons. The annotation marks the transcript as partial. The record is from RefSeq and is a predicted model, not a curated record.